This is a messenger RNA of Setaria italica (foxtail millet), 936 nucleotides long. Its product is annotated as probable magnesium transporter NIPA6. Gene Ontology annotation, biological process: magnesium ion transport. Gene Ontology annotation, cellular component: membrane. The record is from RefSeq and is a predicted model, not a curated record. The transcript is spliced from 7 exons. The coding region runs from base 229 to 936 and encodes 235 amino acids. NCBI's taxonomy places the organism in Eukaryota, Viridiplantae, Streptophyta, Magnoliopsida, Poales, Poaceae. Gene Ontology annotation, molecular function: magnesium ion transmembrane transporter activity.
CGAAUCUCCAUCUCCAGGCUCCAGUUACACUUGUCCCCUCCCCUCUCGUCUCAGCCUCUCUCCCCUCCCUCCAACCCCGCACACACCACUCACACAUCCUCCAGGUGAACAAGCACAAAAUUCGAACACGAAAAUCCAAAAAAUCCGAUCUCUACCUCCAUUUCCAAAUCAUCACCUGGGCCCGCCCCAAAUGCGCCAGCCUCGCGCCGCCACCACCGCGCGCCGUCGAUGACUCCCGCCCCUCCGAACGCUGGCGGCGACCUCUUCGCCGCCAACCUCACGGGCGCGCUCCUCGCCGUCGCCUCCUCCGCCUUCAUAGGCGUCAGCUUCAUCGUCAAGAAGAAGGGCCUCCGCCGCGCCGGCGCUGCCGGCACCCGCGCAGGUGUUGGGGGCUAUGGAUACCUCCUGGAGCCAUUGUGGUGGGUUGGGAUGGUUACCAUGUUGAUUGGUGAGAUUGCUAAUUUCGUGGCCUACAUGUUUGCGCCAGCUGUUCUGGUCACCCCACUUGGUGCGCUCAGCAUAAUUGUCAGUGCUGUUCUAGCCCAUUUCAUCCUGAAUGAGAAGCUGCAGCGGAUGGGUGUGUUGGGUUGUGUGCUCUGUAUAGUCGGGUCAACCGUAAUCAUCCUCCAUGCACCCGAAGAAGAGACGCCAAGCUCUGUGGCGCAGAUCUGGCACUUGGCAACACAACCUGCCUUUCUUUGUUAUGCGGCCUCUGCAUUGGUGAUCUCAAUGAUAUUGAUGCUGCACUGUGCACCCCGCUAUGGCCAGACCAAUAUAGUGGUUUAUGUCGGCAUUUGCUCAGUGAUAGGAUCUUUGACGGUAAUGAGCAUCAAGGCGGUAGGCAUUGCUAUCAAGCUUACAAUUGAGGGUAUAAACCAGGCUGGCUAUUUCCAAACUUGGUUGUUCGUUCAAGAGUCAUGUGAUGUGAUGCACUGA